Messenger RNA from Python bivittatus (Burmese python), 3038 nucleotides. It is a transcript of the gene NMU, whose product is annotated as neuromedin U. Gene Ontology annotation, biological process: positive regulation of synaptic transmission; positive regulation of smooth muscle contraction; neuropeptide signaling pathway. Gene Ontology annotation, cellular component: terminal bouton. The record is from RefSeq and is a predicted model, not a curated record. Lineage: Eukaryota; Metazoa; Chordata; Lepidosauria; Squamata; Pythonidae. Gene Ontology annotation, molecular function: neuromedin U receptor binding.
GCGGCGCGGGGAAAGCGCGCGCGGAGGGAGCGAGAAGCCGGCCCGGCGUAAAGCAAGGCACCAUGCGAAGGGCCCGCGUUUGCUGGACGCGGCCGCAACAGCGCCCGCCUCCGGCUACAGCAUUUGCCCAGGGCGGCGGCGGCAGCAAAGCCUGUCGCCCCAGCCGGAGAAAGCCCGGGCCGGGAACGCCCUGGAGCUUGCUGCUCGCCCUCCUCGCCUUUGGGGUGAGCUCCUGCAAAGGUAUACCAGUGGCAUCUCAUGUUCUCCAAGGAGAAAAAAUGUGGAAUGAGACAGAUGAUAUAUGUUCUGCUUACCUGGCCAGAGAUACUCUGCCGCAGCUAUCCAAUGUACUUGGAGAAUUCUGCUUUAUGAUUCUGGAGUUUCUACAGAAAGAUAAGGAGUUAGUUGAAAGGGGUAAUGCUAAAAAGCUAUCGGUCAUGCAUCCUUUGCUGCGACUUAUUCCCCAACUUCAUGAAAGGAGACAGAAGAGAUACAACGUGGACGAAGAACUUCGAAUACCUGGAGGAGUUCAAAGUAGGGGGUACUUUAUGUUCCGACCACGGAAUGGGAGGAGAUCAGCUACUUUCUAUUAAAAAGGAUUGUUCCUUCUUGGACUAGUUAUCAUUUUUAGAGCUACAGAAAAAAUGGACAUCUUACGUGCUAUUAAAUGUCAAAGUUUUUUUUUUUAAGAUAUUCUAUCCACAGUGCAAAAUUCUUAUAAUUAAAAAUGCGGAUCUUCUGCAUGUUUACUCACAAGAAAGCUAUUGUUUAGUGGGGCUUACACUCACAUAAGUGUCCACAGGUUUGCAACCUAAAGUGCAUUUUUUUAAAAAGCAUCUUAAGAUAAUUCUGUUCCCUCAUGUUACAGUUUUUGAAAUGGUGUGUAAUUAAGCUAUAAACAAAACAGUGUUGUAGUUGCAUGCAUAAGAACUUGUCAGUAGAGUGAAUGCUAUAUAUAUAGUUUUUCCUCCUUUAUGGUAAAUAAAAACAUUCAGUAGAGAGUUGUUUUUAAUGAGAGUAUUUUAAUGAGAAUGUUGCUGAUUUUUAGUGUCAUGCUUUUCAUGCUUUGGGUGUUAUGAUUUGCAAUUAGGCUUAAGUUUUUUGUAAUACACAUAAUGCACUAAUAUCCAGCAUACCUUUAAAUGGGCCCUCCUUGCAUAUUGUGAUGUUUCUGCUGUUGAAGCAGGAGAGCAAUGGAAGUAGAGUUAACAAAAUUGAGAAGAGGAAUGUUCAAAAUCUGGACUUCGUCUCUUUGUUUUACCAUCCACAUUUCUUAAAUAUCCCAUCCCCAUGGCAUUCAACUUUCUUUUAUGACCCCCUGCUCCAUAUACUUUAAACUUUUUUGAAAAAAAAUCCUUUGCUGCAAAAGGUUACAUCCUGCCCAUUCACUAUAUUUGCAGUUCUUAACAUUUUUUCUAUCCAUUUUCCCAUCUAUAGUAAACAUUUGACUAAAGAACAAAUUCAUCUACUUGCUCUAAUUUUUUGACAUUUAUAUAUAACUUGCAAUGGUUCACUGCAUUUUCCCUGUCAAAGACAUCUAAACAAGCAGAUUCAACAAACUCUUAUGUUCACCUUCCAUUCAUUCUGUUGGACGGUGUUCUCAUUUUUUUUUCAUAAGAGAUUCUUACAUCUUUUUCUGAAGUUAUCCUACUUCCACUCUCAUUUCUAUCACUUUCUUCCAUAUCCAUUUCCCCCAAGAUCCAUUCUGAUACUACCAAAAAAUGCCCUACAUUCAGAACUCUUGUAGCUGUCACUAAUAUUCUGUGUUUCAUCAUAAACAAAUAAUCAUGUUUUUACUUUUAGUUUUGAUAUGUGUAUAUGUGAAUAGACUUAUGCUUAAACCAUGUAUUCAAACCAGAUUUCUUGCUAAGCAGAUACUCAUCAGUCACCAUUUUCCUUCAUUUUUGGGUCUCCAGAUGGACUGUUCUGGCUUAUCUCAUUCCUAACCAUUCAUGCAUAUUAUCUAACAGAAUAACUUUUCCCCUGGAUUACAUUUGUUCAGAAUGUUGCAGGCUUUCUUUUCCAGAACUUAUAUCAGAUUCUUCCAUUAUCACCAUUUAUUGGAUCAUAGCAUGCAGUUAUCACUAAUUUAUGGAUUCCUACUUUCAUACACCUCCACAACAACCUAGGUACACUGGUACACUGUCAUACUUUCUGACAUACCUUUAAAUCCUUUUAUUCAUAAUUAUAUCUAUACCUUCACUUUCUUGCAUAUAUUCAUAAUCUCCACAAGAUCAUGCUACCAAAAUUCAUAUUUAUUACAUCCUUCCUCUUUCUCUUGGUUUUGCAGCUACAGGAACUAUCUGUUUUUCUUUCAUUUCAUCUGUUAAUUCAUGCUCUUGACCAUUUACUCCUCUCACAUUCCAAGUCUCACUCUUCCAUAUGGCAUGGUCAACAUCAGAUGGGCUUACAGAUAAUGAUCUCCUUUGCCCAUCAUGGCUUUGGUAUACUGAAGCUUUCACAUAAUGCUUUGUAGUAAGACAGAAAAGGUGUAGAGUGAGUUACCAGCCUUAAUCAUAUUCAUGCCACAUUUAGCAUUCCUUUGUAAUGGUAAGAACAGUACUGGUCAGUCCUCGCAUGUUUUGGUCAAAGUACAACUAAAGUCUAGUUUUGCCCAAUGUAUACCCAGACUAUUCUGUGCAAGAUAUAACUGCUAAUCUAGGGCUCCCUUUCAAGACAACAUACUCUGGCCCACCUCGCAUCAUCAGCUAGGAGUUAUGUGCAAUGUACCGACACACUGAGGCUGCCUAGAACUGUAAAACCUUACAGAAAGUGGAAUCGUGAACCAUGAGUAAAAAAAUACCUUUGGAAAAUAUAACUAACAAUAGACAGUUUUGCAACAAAUUAAAUCUAUUCAUGUCAGAAGAGUAGCUGUAUUAAUUUAUCCUUGGAGAAACAUCCAAGCCUUUUAUACCUUAAACAUAACAUUUAUCAUCAAGUAGCGCUUAGUUUGUGCUUGUGAUCACCAGGUUAGCCUAGGAGGUUGGUGUCAGUGGGAGGACAUAAAUGUGGAAUCCAUGAACUUACAAUAAAGUGCC